Molecule: messenger RNA, 318 nt
Organism: Cryptococcus wingfieldii CBS 7118
Lineage: Eukaryota; Fungi; Basidiomycota; Tremellomycetes; Tremellales; Cryptococcaceae
Exons: 1
Coding region: 1-318 (105 amino acids)
Source: RefSeq, a predicted model, not a curated record
AUGGAGACUGCGGGCAUCUGUGAAGACUACAAGAAAGCGUUUGAGAGGGUCGUUUCUUCGCGCGUUGGCACCUUGGAUCCGACGGGAGACUUCUAUCCGGUUCUGGAGGGUAACCCCGAGUUCCAGAUCGACCGAGAAGCAAUGGCCGAGACGAAAACUACUGUGUUUGAAGAGUACCAAACGUUUGUCGAUGACGCCCCCAUCAACCAGGUCGCUAUUAGCAGAGCCGCGGCUUGGGAGGUAGAAUGGUCUGAAUCUCAUCCCUCUCUAGAUGGACAACAGCGAUAUGAAAGCAGCGGAGAAGAAGCUGUGGAGUGA